Bradysia coprophila is the source of this 2006-nucleotide messenger RNA. RefSeq lists its product as uncharacterized. Gene Ontology annotation, molecular function: DNA-binding transcription factor activity, RNA polymerase II-specific. Gene Ontology annotation, cellular component: nucleus. Gene Ontology annotation, biological process: regulation of transcription by RNA polymerase II. Lineage: Eukaryota; Metazoa; Arthropoda; Insecta; Diptera; Sciaridae. The record is from RefSeq and is a predicted model, not a curated record.
GUAAUGACAUUUGGCUUUUUCCUCUGCUGAUGUCCCAAAAAUAUCUUUUGUUAAAUUUUCAAACUGAACAAUCGCGAGAAAAAUAACCCGAAGGUCUACCUAAAGUCUAGCAUCAACCUUUCAGUCCAUCUGUAGAGAACCCGGCUUCCCACCAGCCCUCGAUUCGCAUUGUGAAGUGCAUUGUUUUCAUUUUCCACCAAAAGUUAAAUUUGUGCGUGAAGUUAGUAGUAAAAAAUUGGUCAUUGAAAAGGGAGGACGCGAAGUUGGUCGGAAGGAAGAUGGCAGGAAAACAAAGGCAAUCGAAUGUAGUCGUUCUUGAAGACAACGAUGACGAAAUGUACACUGAGGUUGUUUAUUUGGACGAUCCUUUGGACGACAAUGUGCAAAGAGACGAGGCCAGUGAAGAUGACGCGGACGAGUUUUAUUGCAGCACGUGUGAAAUCAACAUUUCGUCCGUAGAAGAACACAUUGAGCAGUUUCAUUACGGCGAAAAGAUUGUGGUCGAGGUUCCCGAAUCUCCGAAUCCACUCGAGUUUGUCAAACUUGAACCGGGUAUCGACAUAACUGACGAAGAGGCCGAUGAUACUGAACCGAAGAAGAUUGUUGCUAAAUCUGUUCCAAAAAAAUUAAUUGUUGCGCCGAGUUCAGUUCAACGUCAUAAGUGCAAACAGUGUGCGGCCUCAUUUCCAUCUAUUAAAUCGUUGUCCGCUCACAUGCGUGUACACAAACUCAGCAUUACAGCGAAAGUUGUUAAAGAGUCCAGCUCUGCGCCUCUCAUUAAACAGGAAGUCCCCGUUUCAGUAGAAGAGCCAGAGACAGGGCCAGAGCCACUGCAACAGUGGAUUUGCAACAUCUGUAACACGGAAUUUUCGUCAUUGAAAAGUCUUAAAUUACAUGGACGAAUGCACAAUCCCAUUAAGCAACGAACGUUUGAAGAAACUGCCGGAAACGAAAUGAAAUUUCUUAAAAGCACCACGUCAACGUCAUCGGAAAUGUUUUACUGUAGUCUAUGCGACAAAAGUUACAACGUUUCGUUGAAGGAAAUGCACGAUAAAAUGCAUAGUCGCGCAGAGAAUUUCAUGUGCGUGCAGUGCAACAGACAGUUCACUGACGCCGAACAUUUGGAUCUACAUCUUAGGGCACACAAUGAUGCAAGAGUUAUACAAACCAAAGCUGAGCUUCGGAACAUUCGUCUUCCGUACGCCUGCCAGUACUGCAGUAAGGAAUUUGCAAGACCGCACGAGAAAGUCAAACACGAACGCAUUCAUACGGGGGAGAAGCCAUACUCCUGUGAAGUUUGUGGUAAAACGUUUAGAGUUGCGUACUGUUUAACGCUACACAUGAGAACUCAUACGGAUGCCAGGCCAUUCGUUUGCGCGCAGUGUAACAAAAGAUUCAAGUCGAACUCGGUAUACAAUCAUCACUUGCUAACCCAUUCGAAUGUUCGAGCCUAUCAAUGUCCAUACUGUACGAAGUCAUUCAAGACGUCCGUUCAAUUAUCGGGUCACAAAAACAGCCACACGAAACCCUUCUCUUGCACUGAAUGUAAUCGUCCUUUCGCCACGUUGUAUGCCGUCAAAAUUCAUAUGCAGUCACAUCAAAAGACCAAUCACAGUUUGAAACACGCUUGUGAUAUAUGUGGCGCAACUUAUGCAAGAGGAUUCGCUUUGAAGGACCACAUUAAGGAACAACAUGGUGGAGUCAGUGAAGACAUGGCGCAGGAAGGUGCGUCGGAGGAUAUGAUUUUACCGGAUAUGGAUGAAGAGACUGAAAUGGCUGGUCAGAGCAUACUGCCGGACAACAUCAACGAAGAAGAAAUAACUAUCGGCGAAAUCAACCAAUUCGAAAAUGAGGAAGUGGUCACCGACUGGUUGAACAAGUAAAUACUGCCGAUGAGACUGUUAAGAAUAAGGUGCGUGUAAUGUCACUGAUAGGGAAUAAGUACGGCUCGGCUACAUAAGAUUUUCGAGAGAUUGAAAGUUGAAACAAAAUUGAAUUGCUACUAA